Molecule: messenger RNA, 1981 nt
Organism: Mastomys coucha (southern multimammate mouse)
Lineage: Eukaryota; Metazoa; Chordata; Mammalia; Rodentia; Muridae
Gene: Ctsf
Product: cathepsin F
Exons: 14
Coding region: 144-1535 (463 amino acids)
Cellular component (GO): lysosome
Molecular function (GO): cysteine-type endopeptidase activity
Source: RefSeq, a predicted model, not a curated record
GAAUUGGUGCUCAUUGGCCGCCCCGGCGAUCUCCAGGGUUGUGGGAAGACACUCUGUCGCCUCUGACUCCUGGCUCCGCCUCGGGUCGCUUGAUCGGCGAGUUUGCGGGUCAGUGAAUCGGGGCGAGCAACUUCGACCUCGCUAUGGCGCCCCUGCUGCAGCUUCUGUGGCUGCUGACGCUGCUCCCGAUUGUGGCCCUGAGUCCAGUCUCCGCCAAGCCCUGGGUGGAUGACGAGCAGGCCUGGAACUUGUCAUCCCAGGAGCUGCUGGCGCCUGCCCGAUUCGCGCUGGAGAUGUACAAUUACGGCCGUGCUGCGGGGACAAGGGCCGUGCUAGGGGCCGUGCGCGGGCGCGUCCUCCGGGCGGGCCGGGGCUCUCUUUUCUCCCUGGAAGCCACACUAGAGGAGCCAACUUGCAAUGAUCCCCAGGUGUGCCUGCUGCCUGAGCCAAAGAAAACAGUGCUCUGCAGUUUUGAAGUCCUGGAAGAGCUAAAAGAACACCUGCUGCUGAGGAGGGACUGUAGCCCAGUGAAUGGCAAGGUUACAGAGUACAGAAAUGAGACCUCCUUCCACUCAUUCCUUCCGUUGUUAGACAAGGAUCCCCUGCCCCAGGACUUUUCUGUGAAGAUGGCCCCACUUUUCAAGGAUUUCAUGACCACCUAUAACCGGACUUACGAAUCAAGGGAAGAAGCCCAGUGGCGCUUGACUGUCUUUGCCAGAAAUAUGAUACGGGCACAGAAGAUUCAGGCCCUGGACCGUGGCACAGCUCAGUAUGGGAUCACCAAGUUCAGUGACCUCACAGAGGAGGAAUUCCACGCCCUCUACUUGAAUCCCCUCUUACAAAAGGAGGCUGGAGGGAAGAUGAGUCUAGCCAAGCCCAUAAAUGAUCCCGCCCCACCUGAAUGGGACUGGAGGAAGAAAGGAGCUGUCACUGAAGUGAAGGACCAGGGCAUGUGUGGCUCCUGCUGGGCCUUCUCUGUCACAGGCAACGUGGAGGGCCAAUGGUUCCUGAACCGGGGGACUCUGCUCUCCCUGUCAGAGCAGGAGCUCUUGGAUUGUGACAAGGUGGACAAGGCCUGCAUGGGUGGAUUGCCCUCCAAUGCCUACACAGCCAUAAAGAACUUGGGAGGGCUGGAGACAGAGGAUGACUACGGCUACCAGGGUCAUGUUCAGACCUGUAACUUCUCAGCACAGAUGGCAAAAGUCUACAUCAAUGAUUCAGUGGAGCUGAGCCGGAAUGAGAAUAAGAUAGCAGCCUGGCUGGCCCAGAAAGGACCAAUCUCAGUUGCCAUUAACGCCUUUGGCAUGCAGUUCUAUCGCCACGGGAUCGCUCACCCAUUCCGGCCCCUCUGCAGCCCUUGGUUCAUCGACCAUGCCGUGUUGCUGGUGGGCUAUGGCAACCGUUCCAACAUUCCUUACUGGGCCAUCAAGAACAGCUGGGGCAGUGACUGGGGUGAGGAGGGUUACUACUAUUUAUAUCGUGGGUCCGGGGCCUGUGGUGUGAAUACCAUGGCCAGUUCAGCAGUGGUGAACUGAGAGACUUGCUGGCUCAGGACCUGAUGUUGACCACAGUGGUCCCUUCCUUAGCCUGACUCAUGCUCAGGCCCUUCCUCAAGAGACAGAGCUGGUUGAGGGACAGGCACUUUGUGCCUCAAGGUGAGCAGUGGGCCCUGGGCCCCUUCUUCCCUCCUUCCUCUCAUGCUCACCUGAAGUUUCCCAGCUGUGUCUUUGUGGAUUGUGGUAGCCAAGAGGAUCCUGGGGUGCAGGAGGCUUUCAUGGAAGCCAGCGCUGGGACAAGAACCUUGAACUACAGUAUGAUGCAGGAUGAAUAUACUCAUCAUAAAACUAGAUUUGUCCUCAGCAGGCUCUGUCUUUCUGCUUUGGUGUUCCUCAGUCUGAUGCUGUAAAUUUUCGGGUCCCUUUCCACAUCCAAGAUAGUCAUAACCAGCCUUCUCUAAGAGCAAUAAAGAGGUAGCCUGCUC